Molecule: messenger RNA, 1435 nt
Organism: Papaver somniferum (opium poppy)
Lineage: Eukaryota; Viridiplantae; Streptophyta; Magnoliopsida; Ranunculales; Papaveraceae
Product: F-box/kelch-repeat protein At3g06240-like
Exons: 2
Coding region: 109-996 (295 amino acids)
Source: RefSeq, a predicted model, not a curated record
AGCAAGUUUUGGUUUUCCAUAAUUUCCGAUCCUGAUUUUGUUAAAUUGCAUCUUAAUUUUACUUCCCAAAGAAACAACCAUAAUUUAUUGCUUCAGAAUUAUUAUGACAUGAGUUUUCAUUCCAUAAGUUAUGCUUCAUUAUUAUCAUCAUCGACUGAAUCUAUUGUUGUUGUUCAAAAGAAUUUGCACUGCAAAGAUAAUAAACAUGAUGAGUUUGAUUUGUUGGGAUCAUGCAACGGCUUGGUAUAUGGCUGGAAUUAUUUAAUGAGAUCAUUUUCUCUGUGGAACCCAGCCACAAAUGAAUAUAGGAUAUUACCCAAAUCACAAGAUACGUAUAAUUAUAUGGGUCGAUUACAUGGUUUUGGUUAUGACUAUAAGACCGAUGAUUAUAAGUUGGUAAUCAUCCAUGAAAACAAGGAAAAUUGUUUAACAGAAGUCUAUUCUUUGAAAUCAAACUUAUGGAAAUGCUUUCGAUCCCCCCGGUGGGGGUUUCAUGUUGAUAAACUGUCUGGGGUGCUUCUCAAUGGAGCUCUCCAUUGGUUUGGGCCGAUUGCAAUGGAUAUCAGUGAAGAGAAACUCAAAGAAUUGCAACUACCAAUGAUUUGUGAUAACUUUGUGAAUAUGGGAGUGUUAGAUGGGUGCCUUUGUGUACUUGCUACUGACGAAGAGGUCUUUGAAGUUUGGGUAAUGCAAGAUUAUGAAGUUCAAGAAUCUUGGACUAAACUUUAUACCAUUACGUAUGAGAGUAUAAUAUGUGAUCCCCGUUUUCCUGUGGAGCUUAUUGGGUUUCUCAUGAAUGGUGAGAUUAUGUUCAAGGACCCAAAGAUGCAGAGCAUAAUUUUAUACAAUCCGAAGUAUGAUACUGCAAGAAAACCAAAUAUGCAUGGUUUAAGGUUGCUGAGAGCAGUGAGUUAUUUUGAAAGCUUGGUUUCACUGAUAUCUAUAACUUCACUGGAUGAAGGAAACAGAGAGAUAUCACUAGAAUUAAGCUUGUAGAAGAGAAACAUGUUUUGUACCCUGUUAAGCUCCCAGGAACGAGUUCCAUUAAGUUUCAUGUAUGCUACGGUUAGUGUGUUUUCCCCACUGAGUUUUUUUAGAUCAUAAGUUACCUUUACUGAUUGAUGAGCACUACCAGGCUACAACAUAGAGCUUGCUCUUGCUUCACAGGGAUACCAGAUAAUGGCUGCUACAUGCUAUGGUGAAAUAUGUCGGUAUGUAUGGUGAAGAGGGCUAUAUGCUGUUGUAGUAGAGCUUUAACUGCGUCGAUCAUCAUUUCUUUCAUUAUUUACAAUUCUCAACUAGUUGUUUUUCUUUUUUCGCAAUUACGUUUUACUGUCACAUUUAAUAUGUGUCAUCCAAAUCAAAACCAUGUUAUGUUGUCACAUUGUAAGGUUUUUCUUUGAGAAAUGGAACACCAAUGAACUUAGAUGCGCAA